GACCGCUUGUGCAACCCCGAACUUUUCUUUCACUUCCUUUUCCGCCAUAGCUUAUAAAGGUUUAACACGUUUUCGUGUCUUUGAGACUUAAAAAUGCGUUACGUGGCUGCCUACUGUCUUGCUGCGCUUGCAGGGAACACCAACCCCUCCCAGAAGGACAUUGAAAAGAUUCUUUCGAGUGUUGGAAUUGAAGCAGAUAGUGAGAAAGUCAAGAAAGUUAUUGAUGAACUGAAAGGAAAGAAACUUGAGGAUCUUAUUGCAGCUGGUAAAGAAAAACUUGCUUCAGUGCCAGCAGGUGGUGCUGCAGUUGCCCCAUCAGCAGGAGGGGGAGCUGCUCCAGCUGGAGGAGCUGCACCAGCCGAGGAGGCCAAGAAGGAAGAAAAAGCCGAGUCUGAGGAAUCUGAUGAUGACAUGGGCUUCGGGCUUUUUGACUAGAUGCAAAAACUUUGCAGACUUUCAAAUUAUGUAAAAUACCAUCUCUGAAAGAGCACCAUUUGUCAAUAAUGAUAUGAUAAUAAAAAGAAAGAUAGAAAAAUAUUUUUUGAUCUUC
Molecule: messenger RNA, 550 nt
Organism: Lingula anatina
Lineage: Eukaryota; Metazoa; Brachiopoda; Lingulata; Lingulida; Lingulidae
Product: large ribosomal subunit protein P2
Biological process (GO): cytoplasmic translational elongation
Cellular component (GO): cytosolic large ribosomal subunit; ribosome
Molecular function (GO): structural constituent of ribosome
Source: RefSeq, a predicted model, not a curated record